UACAGGUUCAGAUCUCUCAUCGGCCCCCACUCCAUUAGUCCAUUUCCAUUCCCAUCCCGACCCCGUCUUGCCACCGGCUACACGCUCUCGGAGUCUCGGACGCCGCCCAAAUGGAGGCCAUCCGGAAGCAGGCCUCAAAGCUCCGGGAGCAGGUAGCUCGGCAGCAGCAGGCGGUGAUGAAGCAGUUCGGGGGCGGGUACGGCGCAGACGGCGUGUUCGCUGACGAGGCUGAGGCGCAACAGCACUCCAAGCUCGAGAAACUCUACAUCUCUACGCGCGCGGCCAAGCACUUCCAAAGGGAUAUAGUUCGGGGCGUCGAGGGCUACAUAGUCACGGGGUCGAAGCAAGUCGAGAUCGGUGGACAGCUGAAACCCUGUUGCCAUUUCGGUGAACACAUAAAUUUGAAUUUCGAAAUUGUUAAUUUAAUGUGCUUUGUGUUAAUAGGGAACAAGUUAUGUGAGGAUGGGAAGAAGUAUGGCACUGAGAACACUUGUACCAGUGGUAGCACACUGUCGAAGGCGGCAUUAAGUUUUGCUAAGGCACGGUCCAUGAUGGAAAAGGAAAGGGGUAACCUGCUGAAAGCCCUUGGCACACAGGUUGCAGAACCACUGAGAGCUAUGGUUAUGGGAGCUCCUUUGGAGGAUGCCCGCCACCUCGCCCAAAGGUACGACAGAAUGCGUCAAGAAGCUGAAGCGCAGGCUAUUGAAGUUUCAAAACGCCAAAUGAAACUAAGAGAAGCAUCUGGAAAUAGUGAUAUGAUUUCAAGGCUAGAAGCGGCUGAGUCAAAGCUGCAGGAGUUGAAAUCAAAUAUGGGGGUUUUGGGCAAAGAAGCUUUGGCCGCAAUGACUGCCGUUGAAGGCCAACAGCAAAGACUGACACUGCAGCGUCUUAUUGCAUUGGUUGAAUCAGAGAGAAACUACCACCAAAAGGUCCUACAAAUUCUUGAUCAACUUGAGAGAGAGAUGGUAUCUGAGCGCCAAAGAAUUGAAGGGGCACCUCCUCCGGUGGUUGAGAGUUCCAUGCCUCCACCGCCUGCAUAUGAAGAAGUCAAUGGUAUAUUCAUGAGGAAUACGGUCGCAGAGUUGGUCGAGACCGUGGAGUAUUUCCUGGCUGAGGCAAUCCAAUCAUAUCGAGCAGAGAGCGACACUGAGCUCAACCUUUCAGCUGGUGACUACAUAGUGGUCCGAAAGGUGUCGAACAAUGGAUGGGCCGAAGGUGAAUGCAGGGGGAGAGCUGGCUGGUUCCCCUACGACUACAUCGAGAAACGAGAGCGUGUGCUUGCAAGUAAAGUCGCGCAAGUUUUCUAAAACUUUUGCUGAGACAUCCAUAUAUUCCCGGGGAUGUGCAAUGUGUAUUAUGCUUGAUCGUCAGAAGAGAAGAUCUGUAAUUUUGCUGGAAGCUGCCUGUUGGAUGGCUUGUUCCUGCCUGGCCGUCUGCAUUGUUCAAAUUCAUGUGGCAGGAACUGAACAUUAUUAAUGCUUAAUCUUCAUUCUUCAGUUAUCCCGUUAAUAUGUAUCCAUACUUUUUGUUUGUUUGUUUGAAGCAUACAACAAGACGAGAAAUCAAGCGCUAAUUAUUCUGUAUCGACAACAAGAUUUAUUUGAAAUCGAUUCUUAAUGCGAG
This is a messenger RNA of Zea mays, 1623 nucleotides long. Its product is annotated as clathrin binding protein. Bases 111 to 1307 code for a protein of 398 amino acids. The record is from RefSeq and is a predicted model, not a curated record. Gene Ontology annotation, molecular function: protein binding. The transcript is spliced from 9 exons. NCBI's taxonomy places the organism in Eukaryota, Viridiplantae, Streptophyta, Magnoliopsida, Poales, Poaceae.